Cyprinus carpio (common carp) is the source of this 2512-nucleotide messenger RNA. Its product is annotated as zinc finger protein 431-like. Bases 241 to 2382 code for a protein of 713 amino acids. Lineage: Eukaryota; Metazoa; Chordata; Actinopteri; Cypriniformes; Cyprinidae. The record is from RefSeq and is a predicted model, not a curated record. The transcript has 2 exons.
CCUCCUCGCGACACUCCUCACUCCAGUCCAGCGGGAGGUGCUAAAACACAUACGUUUGUUUGCCAAACACCAUUAAACCUCGGAGGAAGAAGACUAUUUCACCGCGCUGAUGCUGGCUACAAACGGUUAGAAAUCUUGUUUCUGUAAAUAGAAAAAUACAGUUUUUGAAUCAGGUCAGUAAAUACCUGUAAUAUUCGAGUUUUGAAGCAAGCAGGAUUAUCUGGAGGAGUAUCAUCUGAGAUGAGAUCUGCUGCUGUGAAGAUGAUGUUUGUUAAAGAGGAGAGAGAGGAGAGUGAACCAGAAUCUUUGAGAAUAAAACAAGAGGAACCAGAAUCUUUGAGAAUAAAACACGAGGAACCAGAAACCUGCAGAAUAAAACACGAGGAACCAGAAACCCGGAGAAUAAAACACGAGGAAACAGAAUCUUUGAGAAUAAAACACGAGGAACCAGAAACCUGCAGAAUAAAACACGAGGAACAAGAAUCUUUGAGAAUAAAACACGAGGAAACAGAAAGCUGUAGAAUAAAACACCAGGAAACAGAAAACUGCAGAAUAAAACACGAGGAAAAAGAAUCUUUGAGAAUAAAACACGAGGAACCAGAAACCUGCAGAAUAAAACAAGAGGAACCAGAAUCUUUGAGAAUAAAACACGAGGAACCAGAAACCUGUAGAAUAAAACACGAGGAACCAGAAACCCGCAGAAUAAAACACGAGGAAACAGAAUCUUUGAGAAUAAAACACGAGGAACCAGAAACCCGGAGAAUAAAACACGAGGAAACAGAAUCUUUGAGAAUAAUACACGAGGAACCAGAAAGCUGUAGAAUAAAACAUGAGGAACAAGAAUCUUUGAGGAUAAAACACGAGGAAACAGAAACCAGGAGAAUAAAACACGAGGAACAAGGAGAAUUGAUUGAAGGAAAGGAGAAGAAUGAAGUAUCAAUUGAAGCGGAGGAGAAAAAUCAUGUCAAAACCAGGGAAAAUCCUAUGAAUUGCCCGCAAACCAAACUGAAAGAUUUAAAGAAAAGAAGAGCCAAGAAAUAUUUCACCUGCACUCAGUGUGGAAAGAGUUUCACACGUAAAUCAAAUCUUAAGCGUCACAUGAGAGUUCAUACUGGAGAGAAACCUUUCACUUGUGAUCAGUGUGGGAAGAGUUUCUCACAAUCUGCACACCUUUAUGAUCACAUGAACAUCCACACUGGAGAGAAGCAGCACGUAUGCGAUCAGUGUGGUAAAAUGUUUGCACGGGCUUCAGUUCUGAAGAAACACCUCAAACUUCAUUCAAAGGAGAAGCCACAUUCAUGUAAUUUGUGUGGUAACAGUUUUUUGCGUAUACAAAAUGUUAAAGUACGUCAGAAAAUACAUCCUGCUGUGACAGAGUGCAUGUGCUUUGACUGUGAGAAGACUUUUACUUCAGCAACCCGUUUAAAACUGCAUGAGAGGAUUCACACUGGAGAAAAACCUUAUAGGUGUUCACACUGCAACAAGAGAUUCAGUGAUUCAGGAGACCUAAAAAGACAUGAGAGGCUCCACACUGGAGUGAAACCUUACAAGUGCUCACACUGUGACAAGAGAUUCACUCAGUCAGCACAUCUGAAAACACAUGAGAUUAUCCACACUGGAGAGAAACCUUAUAAGUGUUCACACUGCAACAAGAGAUUCAGCGAUUCAGGAGACCUAAAAAGACAUGAGAGGAUCCACACUGGAGUGAAACCUUAUAAGUGUUCACACUGUGACAAGAGAUUCAGUCAGUCAGUCCAUCUGAAAAGACACAAUAAUAUCCACACUGGAGAGAAACCCUAUAAGUGUCCACACUGCAACAAGAGAUUCAGUGAUUCAAGAGACCUAAAAAGACAUGAGACUAUCCACACUGGAGAGAAACCUUAUAAGUGUCCCCACUGCAACAAGAUAUUCAGGGAUUCAGGAGACCUAAAAAGACAUGUGAGGAUCCACACUGGAGAGAAACCUUAUAAGUGUUCACACUGUGACAAGAUAUUCAAUAGGUCAGGAGACCUGAAAACACAUGAGAGGAUCCAUAUGGGAGUGAAACCUUAUAAGUGUUCACACUGUGACAAGAGCUUCAGUCAGUCAUCACAUCUGAAAAGACAUGAGAGGAUCCACACUGGAGAGAAACCUUAUAAGUGUUCACACUGUGACAAGAUAUUCAAAAAGUCAGGAGACCUAAAAACACAUGAGAGGAUCCAUAUGGGAGUGAAACCUUUUAAGUGUUCACACUGUGAUAAGAGAUUCAGUCAUUUAACACAUCUGAAAACACAUGAGAGGAUCCACACUGGAGAGAAACCUUAUAAGUGUUCACACUGUGACAAGGGAUUCAGUCAUUCAUCAAAUCUUAAAAGACACAAGAGGAUCCACACUGGAGAGUAACCAUAUCACUGCACUGCAUGGAGGAAGCAUUUCAAUCAUUCAUCUACUCUACACAGACAUACAAAAAACAAUCACAGUAAGUAGAUCAUCUUCAGAUCCAGCACUUUCAGGUCUGAUGCUGCAAACUAAC